AUGAACAUCCAGUCCAUGACAAGAGCCCUGAAUUCUUUGAAUUCAACACCCUCUUACCGUGCACCUCCUGCAUGCCCAGCUGACAGCGAGGAACUCCCAGAAAGACGCAGUUCUGACCAUGACCUCACGUUCAGUGUGAUGGUGUCAGCACAAAUAGAACACGAUAGGAACGGGGAGGAGCAGACAAGCAGCUCAGUGUGGGAGGUCCGUGGGGGCUUCCCAGGGGGUGUGAACAGGCCCAUGAAGGUGAGAAGGCAGGAACAUUCCAGCAUGAAGAGCAUGAGCGAGGGCAGCUGGCAGGCAAGGGCAGGCUUGCUGCAGGACUCAGGAUUGGCUACAGGAAUCGACAACACUGUGGCUUUUUACCAUGGAGGCGUAAUGAAUAAGUCAAUGCAUCUACAGUGCCUCAAGGUCUCUCACUGUGUCCCUCAGCCUAAUGUAACUUGGUUGAAGAAAGGAGGAUCUCUGAGUGACAAUAUUUCCUUGCUUUUCAAUGGAUCCCUGUUGUUGCAGAAUGUUUCCCUUGAAAAUGAAGGAACCUAUGUCUGCACAGCCACGAAUGCUCUUGGAAAGGCAAUGGCAGCAUCCAUCCUCCACUUGCUGGAGACGUUCUGGGAGCUUGGUAACUGGACACAUUGUUCUGCCACCUGUGGCCACUUGGGAGCCCGAGUUCAGAGACCUCAGUGCCUGAUGGCCAAUGGGCAGGAAGUGAGUGAGGCCUUCUGUGAUCACCUCCAGAAGCCGCUGGUUGGGUUCCAGCCCUGUAACAUCCAGGACUGCCCCUCAAGGUGGUUCACGGGUGCGUGGUCAGAGUGCUCUGUGUCUUGUGGUGAAGGAUUCUGCAGUCGCCAAGUGACAUGUCAGCGCACAAGAGCCAAUGGAACUGUGCAGGUGACACCUCCGAGAGCAUGUGCCCCCAAAGACAGGCCUCUGGGAAGAAGACCCUGUUCCAGUCACGCGUGUGUUCAAGGGCUCACUGAACCAAGGAACCAGGUGAUGCUGACACAUCUCCUGUUUUGA
Messenger RNA from Hippopotamus amphibius kiboko, 1020 nucleotides. Its product is annotated as ADAMTS-like protein 3. Gene Ontology annotation, molecular function: metalloendopeptidase activity. Lineage: Eukaryota; Metazoa; Chordata; Mammalia; Artiodactyla; Hippopotamidae. Gene Ontology annotation, biological process: extracellular matrix organization. Bases 1 to 1020 code for a protein of 339 amino acids. The record is from RefSeq and is a predicted model, not a curated record. Gene Ontology annotation, cellular component: extracellular matrix. The transcript is spliced from 5 exons.